UUAAUGCAGGGAGAAAUUAGUGAAAUUGUAACAGAAGAAAUUGAAAGGUGUUGUCUUGAGGGGUGGGGAACAAAUGGGAUCAGUGUUUUUAGGUGUCGGGAUGGGCAGGUUGGGCUUGUUACAGUGCCUGAUGCUGGCUGCCCUUUACGUCAGGGCAGUAUUCGCCCAGUUUCCGCGGGUGUGUGUGCAGCCAGACGUGCUGCGAAGUGGGGAGUGUUGCCCAGGUCCGAGGUCAGACCCCGCUGACCGCUGCAGCUCCAGCCGGGGACGGGGCUCUUGUGUUGAGUUAGGGGCCGACUCGGCCCCUCAUGGUCCCCAGUACCCGCACGAUGGCCUGGACGAGCGGGAGCGCUGGCCCCUGCGCUUCUUCCGCCGUGGCUGUCGCUGCGCCGCGAACUUCGCCGGUUCCGACUGCAGCCGAUGCCGCCCAGGAAGGAGUGGGGUCGACUGCCGGAGCCCGACUCUACCGCCGCGCCGCCGUCGGGAUGCGCUGAGCCUGAGCGACCCCGACAGGAGGCGCCUCGUCGAUGCCCUGCACCUCGCCAAAAUAAGUCCUCACCCCGAGGUGGUAGUGGUUACCCGCCACCCUGGCAACUUGAGCACCGGGCAACUGCCCCCUUUCCAGAACAUCUCUAUCUACAACCUGUUCGUCUGGAGCCACUAUUACUCGGUCAGCAAAACCUACCUGGGGCAGGGUCGCACCUUCGGGGGCAUCGACUUCUCCCAUGAGGGGCCUGCCUUCCUCACCUGGCACCGCUACCACCUACUGCAACUGGAACAAGACAUGCAGGUGAUGCUGCAGGACCCCACAUUUUCGCUUCCAUACUGGAACUUUGCCACAGGGAGAAAUACCUGUGACAUCUGCACUGAUGACCUAAUGGGAGCUAGAAACAAUUUUGACCCGACCCUAAUAAGUCCUAACUCGAUCUUUUCCCAGUGGCGUAACCUCUGUGAAAGUUUGGAAGACUAUGAUACUCUGGGAACUAUCUGCAAUGAUACUGAGGGCGGUCCUAUCCAGCGGAAUCCAGGGGGGAAUGUUGCUAGACCAAUGGUGCAGCGUCUCCCUGAUGCUCAGGAUGUAGCAAAAUGUUUAGAAGUAUCUGCUUAUGAUACACCACCUUUCUACUCCAAUUCAGAAGAUAGCUUCCGAAACACAGUGGAAGGUUAUAACGACCCUUCAGGACGGUAUGAUCCAGCAGUUCGCAGUUUACAUAAUCUGGCACAUUUGUUUCUUAAUGGAACUGGUGGACAAACCCACCUGUCUCCGAAUGACCCUAUCUUUGUUUUACUGCAUACAUUUACUGAUGCAAUCUUUGAUGAAUGGUUGAAGAGGAGUAAGGCAGAUUUAUCUGCCUUUCCAAUUGAAAAUGCUCCGAUAGGACAUAAUCGAGGGUACAAUAUGGUUCCUUUUUGGCCUCCAGUCACCAAUGCAGAAAUGUUUGUACCUGCAGAAAACCUUGGCUACACUUAUGACAUUCAAUGGCCAACCUUGCAUAUCCUCUGCAGAUCGGCCGCUUUCGUUGCUGAAAAUGAUAACUGUGGGCAUCGUAUCUGCACUAGUCUUGGUUGCUAUUGUUUUCACAGUCUCCACAUUACUUUUACGCCACAGAAGAAGAAAACUGUCUGCAAGCGAACUGAACCAACCUCUCUUACAGACUCCAUAUCCACACUACUCUGAUUAUGAUGCAUCAACAGUGCCCCAAAAAACACCCCAAUCUGCUAUCUGACUUUUUGUUUGUGCUUUCGUACCAACCAACAUGCUAGAAGAAAACGACUGACUUCCUGUAAUGGUAAUUGUUUGCAAGUGUUUACGUAAACUGUUUUGAUCAAAGACAAUCUGGAAGGGUGCUUAACAGUUUCUAAUCUCAACCAUCUACAAUGAAAAUGGCUGUUGGUGGCAUAUAAAUGGAAGCUGUAAUGGUUUUUAGUUUAAAACUCAAAGUUUGAAAACUUUGGUUGACGAAUGAACUUUUCUGCUAAAUU
This is a messenger RNA of Rhincodon typus (whale shark), 1983 nucleotides long. Its product is annotated as 5,6-dihydroxyindole-2-carboxylic acid oxidase. Gene Ontology annotation, cellular component: melanosome. The coding region runs from base 74 to 1678 and encodes 534 amino acids. Gene Ontology annotation, molecular function: oxidoreductase activity. The transcript has 6 exons. The record is from RefSeq and is a predicted model, not a curated record. Gene Ontology annotation, biological process: melanocyte differentiation; melanosome organization. NCBI's taxonomy places the organism in Eukaryota, Metazoa, Chordata, Chondrichthyes, Orectolobiformes, Rhincodontidae.